AUCAGCGAGAGAGAGGAAAAAAAACAUAACACACAGCAAGUGCAGAUUGUUCAGAAGCUGAAGAUCAGCGGUUUGCGUGCAGUCGUGGACCGUUGCUCACAUAUAUGCAGAGCCAAAAGGACGAGGAAGAAGAGAGAGCGAGUGCAUUUAGGAGUCUUGGAGCAGCGGAUAAAAUAAUAACACAGUGCAGCAGAGAGACAACAAUGGAGGCCUGCACUGCCGUCGAGCGCGAAGUCGACAAGGUCCUUUCCAAAUUUGGGGCGAUCAACGAUCACGCGGACACGACUCUCAGGGAUCUUGUCAAUCACAUAGAGUCGUUAAAAAAAGAACUUGAGGAAGCACCACCAGAUCAUGAACUGACGUCGGAGCAAUUGCAAAUCUUGAAGCAAGCAAUGACCAAAGCAAGGGAUACAGUUCACAGAUUGGCAACAGAUCAUCGGGAGUUGCACAGUACGGUUUCCAAGGUAGGAAAAGCAAUAGACAGAAAUUUUAUAGCAGACUUUGCCAGCACAAGUAGAGAGGAUGUCUUCUCUGGGGCAGAAAAAACACAUCUACUCAAUCAGGUCAUUUGUCAGCACUUUUAUCGCCAAGGAAUGCUGGACAUUGCCGAUGAGUUGGCUGCAGAAGCUGGAAUCAAGACUGACGAGGGUAGAAAAGAACCAUUCACGGAAUUAAAUCACAUACUCGAUUGCCUGAAGCAAAAAAAUUUAGAACCAGCUUUGGAAUGGGCAUCAAAGCACCGAGAAGCACUCAUUGCACAAAAUUCUUCCUUAGAAUUCAAAUUACAUAGGUUACAAUUUAUCAGAUUGGUACAGCAAGGACCAAGUAAGCAAAGGGAAGCAAUAGACUAUGCGCGAAAACAUUUGACACAAUUUGUCAGUAGACACGAAAAAGAAGUUCAAUCUCUCAUGGGUACACUACUGUACCUACCAAACGGAAUUCAAUUAUCUCCUUACAGUCAUUUACUAGAUCCCACUCUGUGGCUGGAUAUUCAUGAUGUUUUUACAAAGGAAGCGUGCACGCUAUUAGGACUAAGCGUCGAUAGUCCGUUAUCCGUGUGCAUAACAGCUGGAAUCACGGCGCUUCCUGCUUUACUGAAUAUAAAACAAGUUAUGCAACAACGACAAGUGUCUGGCAUCUGGAGUGGAAAAGACGAACUUCCUGUAAGACAAUCUCUAGCGAUUGAAAUUGAUUUGGGAAAACAAGGGCGCUACCACUCUGUAUUUGCAUGUCCAAUCUUGAGACAGCAGAGCACGGAAAAUAAUCCACCAAUGAAGCUUGUUUGCGGUCACGUUAUUUCACGUGAUGCUUUGAAUAAAUUGACCAACGCCAACAAAAAAUUCACUUCCAGGUUGAAAUGCCCAUACUGCCCGGUGGAUCAAAAUCCAGAAGACGCUAGGCUCAUUUACUUCUAAUUGUGAUAGCAAAGGAACACAUAUUUGUACGAUACUUUACAAGUAUAUAUUCCUUCCAUGACUAGUAUUAGGUUUUUAUUAUUACGGUGCGAACUGAAAAAGCAUGAUUUUGGCCCUUUAUAAACUAUUUUUAUACUUACAUGUCUGAUUUUUUUAAUUUCUGUUUUGGCAGGUUGGGUUUACAAUAGCGAGAAAAAAAAACCAAAAAUUUCGAGAAGUUUAUGUAUAGAUGAUGCCGUAUAAAUACAGUUUUAGAUAAAUUUUCAUCGAAAAAAAAAAAAACUACUUUAUUUCAUAAAGUUUUACAAGCGUAUGA
Messenger RNA from Copidosoma floridanum, 1731 nucleotides. It is a transcript of the gene Sou, whose product is annotated as required for meiotic nuclear division 5 protein souji. Lineage: Eukaryota; Metazoa; Arthropoda; Insecta; Hymenoptera; Encyrtidae. Gene Ontology annotation, cellular component: cytoplasm; GID complex; nucleus. The record is from RefSeq and is a predicted model, not a curated record. Gene Ontology annotation, biological process: proteasome-mediated ubiquitin-dependent protein catabolic process. Gene Ontology annotation, molecular function: ubiquitin protein ligase activity; protein binding.